Anarrhichthys ocellatus (wolf-eel) is the source of this 2450-nucleotide messenger RNA. It is a transcript of the gene zc2hc1a, whose product is annotated as zinc finger, C2HC-type containing 1A. The record is from RefSeq and is a predicted model, not a curated record. The transcript has 6 exons. NCBI's taxonomy places the organism in Eukaryota, Metazoa, Chordata, Actinopteri, Perciformes, Anarhichadidae. The coding region runs from base 730 to 1332 and encodes 200 amino acids.
UUUGCUUCAAUUAACUGCUGCACACUCAAUCUGCCCUCCCUCUGGAAUAACAGUAGUCACAGUUUCCUGGCAUUAACAGGACAUCACAGAACAUUGUUAUCCUCCUUGUUUGUCGGGCACACAUGCUUAAUUAACUGUGAAGAAAAGCUUUAUAGGAGGAAGUAGACGUUCAGUGCCAGAGGGGCUAUCAUGUUGCCACAGAAACAGCUCAGAGGACACUCAGUGAACUACUUCUGUCAGAAAUCAUCAGCUUCUGGUAAUACUCAGACUGCCAUGAUGGAAAGAAAGGGGAUUCUUUUUUUCUUUUUUUUUGUAGAAAUGAAAGUUGGAAGCAUGUUGUUAAGAGCUGCAUUCAUGACAACCACGAGUUAAAUUAUAGGAAUUUUCAGGCUUAAAUAAAUAAGAACGUUUAGAUCAUUUAAAAUAUAGAGUAACGAGAGACACUUAGGUGACCGCAUUUUCAAAACAUCCAGUUUUCAGUGGGCACAUUCAGUUCAAGUAAUAACAGCACUCUCUGAAUGACAGUUAUGAGGUUUACCAUGACAGCAUCAAUAGCUGUCUCAGGUUGUGGUGAAAAAUAAUCGACAUUAAAAACAAGCUGGUGUAACAGCACAUCUGCUCUGUGUUUCCUCCUGCCAGGCAGAACCUCCAAAGAAGCCGUCCAACUGGCGCAAAAAACAUGAUGACUUCAUCGCUACCAUCCGGGCUGCUAAGGUCAUCACUCAGGUCAUGAAGGAUGGCGGACCAUUACCUCCACCUCCUCCUCCUACUUAUGACCCAGACUAUGUCCAGUGCCCUUGCUGUGACCGGAGGUUCAACCAGGGUGCAGCUGACAGACACAUCAAGUUCUGCCAGGAGCAGGCUGCCCGUAUGCCAACCAAGGGCAAGUUAGGAGAUGCCAAGAAGCCUCCUGGUCACACACCGUCCAAGCCUCCUGCCCCUGUAAAGAAGGCCAACUCUCCUGCUGUGUCAGCCAUCCCUUCAGCCUCCUCUCGUUUACCCCAGAGAUCAGGCCUUGGACAGCUCUCUGGGAUCCCAUCUAGUAAGGUCUCUUCUGCAGGUUCAGUGAGGAGCAAUCCCUCUGGCCUCACAAGCCCUCCAUCAGGUGUGGGAAGUAAGACUCGAGGUGGGAGCUCCGGCUAUGGCUCUGUGAGGACCCCUCAGUCGGGAACGGCAAUCAACAAGAAGAAAGUAGACACCUGCAUAUCUAGGAAUGACGUGGUUGACAAUGGUGGGAUGCGGAGCAAGUCCUGUCAUGCUUGUGGGACCAAGUACCCGGUUGAAUCCGCCAAAUUCUGCUGCGAGUGUGGAGUCAGGAAGAUGUGUAUCUGAUGGCGGUCAGGAGAGGGAGAAACUAGAGAUGUAUGGGGAUGGCACUGGUAUUCAAACUAGCACUGGAGAGGUUUGACAAAGCUAAUCAGUCUGUAUUUUCACGCUUGUGGGUCUCAUUUCACGGCAGUAAAGUGGUGUAAUCGUCGGCAAAAUACCCCACGGUGCAGUGUCAUGGAAUCUGCUGGUCCAUGCCACUUUAUUCACAUUUCUUCAGUGCUUCCUGCUUCAUAGUAUACCAUUUGUGAUUAGUACACACCAUAACCUACAAUUAAUUUUGCAUUUAGUCACUAUGAUUGCUGUGUAUUGCGGCUGAUGGCAUUUAGUGGCAAAACUGAUACAGCUGGUAUAAAGUUAUGUUAAACUGUGUUACGGUUCAUGAUAUCAUCAGCUGAUGUGGCUAAUGAUACAGGAACAAGCCAUUCUGCUGGUACAGCACCGCGGCUGAUUCCACCACAUGAAGAUUAUUGCCGUGAAACUAGAGUAAUCAUUUUAUUACUCAUUUUAUUGUUGUUGGACAAUAAUUAUGUUUAUCAGAGUCAAUAUCAGCAACUGAAAGCCAUUGGUGCAUCCUUAGAAGAGAGUACAGAUGAGUGAGAGAUUGGCUAAAAGCGAAGAGGUGGGUUGUAAAAUGUGAACGAGGAGGUAAUGGGUUAGUGUUGGGUGACUCAUUGGAGGGUGGGUGUGAUUACCCGCGUAUCUCAAUCCCCAGUCAACCGUGAUCUGAAAUGCAUUCCUUAAUCCCAAAAAUAUGUUCUUAUUGAAGUGCAAUACGAUUGACUACUGAAGAAAACAGUGUGGUUUUUGUUAAAGGAAGUGUGUUGUCAUUUUUGGAAAGACAUCGCCUUGUUUCAGCAGACCAGUCCAAAAAUGAACCAGCUGUUAUAAAGAGGUCAGUGCUCCCUUUACGGUACCUUUCACAGGCAACAUUUGUUUCCAGCUGUCUUAAUGUUACCCCUCAUAGGCCGGACUUCUCUAGACAAAUGUAGCAUUAACUCAAACCCGUUUAUUCCCCCUCAUUUUAUACAAUGCAAUUAAUUAUUUAUUUUUCAUUUUACUGAAUGAACAAUGACUGCAUCUCUUUUGUUAAUGCUUUAUGGAAUUAAAAUGUUUUUCUCUGG